CCAAUCUGAAAAAAAGCCUACAAUGUAAAUUUGACAAUCGUGUUUGCAUCUUUGGUUGUCCAUAGAGGGAGUGACAUAAGGGAGUGACCGCGAGAUUGCCGAAAAUCGUCGAGUGAGGCGAAAGAGACACACGGAAAGAGGCGAAGGUUUACUGAAUGUUGCCCCCCCCUCUUCAAUAUGGCUGUCGUAUCUGCUCUCUUCAGUAACGCUCCGAUUGGAGAUUGACUCGACUCUGCAUGACUUGGUGCCUCUGCAUAUUGUUUGUUUCAUCGUGUUUUGUGUUAAUAAGUUGUUGUGCAUCUCCUUUUACAACAACCCUUAUUUCGUUUCUUAACAAGCCCUCAUCAGGCAUUGCGUUGGGCCUUUACCCCUGAACAGCCAGCUGCCAACAGUCCGAAAUAAUCAAGAAUUUCCAAUGGUUUGAUUAACGUUACGCUUUUGCUCUUUCUUCUUAAUGAACAAUGUGUGAAAACUGCGCCGAGCUGGUGGAGGUUCUAAAUGAAAUCUCGGAUGCAGAUAGCACUGACGGCCUACAGCUGAAGAAGGAGCAUGCCUUAAGAGUCUUCAACUACAUAAGCUCAUGGACACAGAGGCAAUGUCUGUGCUGCUUCAAGGAGUACAAACACCUGGAGGUGUUCAAUCAGCUGGUCUACGCACUCAUCAACCUGGUUAUCGCCCAGGUAACCAGCCUGAGGGACCGCCUCUGCAGCGGUGGCCAUGGCGACGGCUUAGCCGGCGGCAGCGGUAACCCCGGUGCAGACGGGGCGGAGUCUGACUGGGGAGGCGGUGCUUGUAACCAACCCCGCUCCCAGGCCUCGCCCACCGAAGACGAGCCGCUGAACGUGGAGAGGGACUCUGCGGAGGAGGACGGGGGAUCGGAACCGCUCGGAAAGAAACAGAACCUGGGCCAGGAGCAGCAGGGGCGGUCGGAGAACCCCAGGCUCAGCGAGGCGUCUGCGGGGUGCAGCGGAGGAGGUGGCGGUGGCGGCGGCGGGGUUCACCAGGACCCCUUUGGAUCCUGGACCACAGAGGACCGGGAGAAGCUGCUGCUGUGUGUCGCAAAGAUAUUCCAGAUUCAGUUCCCCCUCUACACAGCCUACAAACACAACACACACCCCACGGUAGAGGACAUUUCGGCUCAAGAAAGCAAUAUCCUGGGCUCCUUCUGCGACAUGAACGACGUGGAGGUCCCUCUGCACCUGCUGCGCUACGUGUGCCUGUUCUGCGGCAAGCACGGCCUGGCGCUCAUGAAGGACUGCUUCGAGGCGGGCACGCCGGAGACCCUCCCCUUCCCCCUGGCCCACGCCUUCAUCACGAUCGUCUCCAACAUCAGGAUAUGGUUGCACAUUCCCGCUGUCAUGCAGCACAUCAUCCCCUUCCGCACACACGUAAUCAGGUAUCUGUGCCGGCUGUCGGAUCAGGAGCUGCGUCAGAGUGCGGCGCGCAACAUGGCCGACCUGAUGUGGAGCACGGUGAAGGAGCCGCUGGACAGCGCCCUGUGCUUCGACAAGGAGAGCCUGGACCUGGCCUUCAAGUACUUCAUGUCUCCCACGCUCACCAUGAGACUGGCCGGCCUCAGCCAGAUUACGAAUCAGCUUCACGCCUUCAACGACGUCUGCAACAACGAGUCGCUGGUGUCCGACACAGAGACGUCAAUAGCCAAGGAGCUGGCAGACUGGCUCAUAAACAACAAUGUAGUGGAACACAUAUUUGGACCAAAUUUGCACAUUGAGAUCAUCAAGCAGUGCCAAGUGAUCCUGAACUUCCUGGCUGCAGAGGGCCGUCUGAGCACCCAGCAUGUGGACUGCAUAUGGGCCGGCGCUCAGCUGAAACACUGCAGCCGGUACGUCCACGACCUGUUCCCCUCUCUCAUUAAGAAUCUGGAUCCUGUGCCUCUCCGACACGUGCUCAACCUGGUGUCUGGACUGCACCCCAGCGCACACACAGAACAGACUCUGUACCUGGCCUCCAUGCUGAUCAAGGCCCUGUGGAACAACGCCCUGGCGGCCAAGGCUCAGCUCUCCAAGCAGAGCUCCUUCGCCUCGCUGCUCAACACCAACCUCCCUAUGGGCAACAAGAAGGGAUCCCCGGCAGCCAGCCCUGAGAGCAGCGACAACAGCGACACACACCACAGCGGCGGCAGCGACCUGGAGAUGGACGAACAGAUCAUGACCGGCAGCAAGAGGGGCCAGCAGAGACUGUCUGACACGGAGGAGUCUCUGCAGGGCAGCUCCGAUGAGACGGCCAACAGCGGCGAGGAGGGCAGCAGUGGCCCCGACAGCAGCAGCGGGCGCUCCGAGGCCUCCAGCAACGAGGAGGCGGGCUCCAGCCGCGCCAGCCAAUCAGCAGGCAGCCCGGGCUCAGAGAUGCACUCGGAUGACAUGGCCGACAGUGAGGCGCUCAAAGAAGAAGAGGAGGAGGAGGAAGAGGAAGAUGACGAUGAUGACGAAGACGACGAUGAAGAUGAUGAAGAGGACGAUGAGGAAGAGCAGCAGCAGCAGCAGCAGCAGCAGCAGCAGCAGCAGCAGCAGACGAGGCCCAGCGGUAUGGCCGUGUCGGCAGUAUCGUCGGUGGUCGCUGGGACGACUGAGGGAGGGGCGCAGAAGGAGCCGCGAGAGGCCCCAGCAACGGCGGCAGCCGCAUUGUCGUCUUCAUCUGAGCUGAGGAAGAGAAAGGCGGGCGAGCCGCUGGGCGAGAUCCAGCCCCCGCCUGAGCGCCCUGGCAUGGGCGUGGGCAUGGGCGUGACAUCCAACAACAACAACAACAGCAGUGGUGGCCUGGCGUCCAUCUCCAUGCCCUCCACCUCCUCUGCUGUUCUCCCCGGCCCCGCCCCGGCCAAAACCAAACCCCUCCCCUUCACCUCUGACCCCCCCUCCGUCUCCGUCAUGGCUGCUGCCAUCGCGUCCACUUCCUCCUCCUCCGUGGCCUCGUCCUCCAUGAGGAUGCUGGACCCCUGCACCUCCUCCUCGUCCUCCUCGUGCCUGGACCCGGCGGCUGACCGAGGCGAGCAGCAGCAUCCACAGCAGCUGCUCCAACAACAACAACAACAACAACAACAACAACCACAGCAGCCCCAGCCCCAGCCUCAGUCCUCCCAGCAGCAGCAGGGGCCUCUAGGGCCAGAGAUGGGGCCCCUGCACGGCCCCCCGGGCCCCCAGGAGGGAUCCUGCCUGCCCCACCCCAGAGCGGGGGACUUCCUGGGGGAGGCGAUGGGGAACGAGCUGUUCAACUGCAGGCGCUUCAUUAACGCUCAACACCACCACCACCAUCACCACCACCACCACCACCAUCAUGAGGGUCAUGUGAUGGAGGACAUGCUGAGCGCGGACGACGUGAGCUGCAGCAGCUCGCAGGUGAGCGCCAAGUCGGAGAAGAACAUGGCGGACUUUGACGGCGAGGAGUCGGGCUGCGAGGAGGAGCUGGUUCAGAUCAACUCGCACGCUGAGCUCAGCUCACACCUGCAGCAGCACCUGCCCAACCUGGCCUCCAUCUACCAUGAGCACCUGGUGCAAGGCCCAUCUGUGCACAAGCACCAGUACUCCAGCCACGCCGUCACCGACAUCAACCUGGACAACGUGUGCAAGAAGGGCAACACUCUGCUGUGGGACCUGGUGCAGGACGAAGAUGCGAUCCACCUAUCGGAGGGCCUGAUCGGCGAGGCAGAGAAGCUGCUGUGCUCGCUGGUGUGCUGGUUCACCGACCGACAGAUCCGCAUGCGCUUCAUCGAGGGCUGCCUGGAGAACCUCGCCAACCACCGGUCUGUUGUGGUGUCCUUGCGUCUGCUGCCCAAACUGUUUGGGACUUUCCAGCAGUUUGGCUCCAGCUAUGACACCCACUGGAUCACCAUGUGGGCAGAGAAGGAGCUGCACAUGAUGAAGCUGUUCUUUGAGAACCUGCUGCACUACAUCCAGGAAGUGAGGGAAAAGCGCCACAAGUUUGCUCUGUACAGUCACAGUUCCGAGGUGCAGGUCCGUCUGCAGUUCCUCACCUGUGUCUUCUCCACGCUGGGCUCCCCGGACCACUUCAGGCUGAGUCUGGAGCAGGUGGACAUCCUGUGGCACUGUCUCGUGGAGGACUCGGAGUGCUACGACGACGCCCUUCACUGGUUUCUCAACCAGGUGCGCAGCAAAGACCAGCACGCCAUGGGCAUGGAGACCUACAAGCACCUCUUCCUGGAGAAGAUGCCCAAGCUGAAGCCUGAAACCAUCAGUAUGACUGGACUGAACCUGUUCCAGCACCUGUGUAAUCUGGCCCGCCUGGCCACCAGCGCCUACGACAGCGGUCCCAACUGUGAGUUGUGUGGUAUGGACCAGCUGUGGGGCAUCGCUCUCAGAGCCCAGUCUGCAGACAUCAGCCGGGCCGCCAUCCAGUACAUCAACUCCUACUACAUCAACGGUAAGGCAGGGCUGGAGAAGGAGCAGGAGUUCAUCAGUAAGUGUAUGGAGUCUCUCCUCAUGGCCUCGGCCAACCUGGAGAAGGACGCCCUGUCCAGCCUCACCGUCAUCGAGAGGGGUCUGCUCAUGCUCAAGACUCACCUGGAGGCCUUCAGACGCAGGUUUGCGUACCAUCUGAGACAGUGGCAGAUCGAGGGCACGGGCAUCAGCAGCCACCUGAAGGCCCUGAGUGAGAAGCAGUGCCUGCCACUCCGCAUCGUGUGCCAGCCCGCCGGACUACCCGACAAGAUGACCAUUGAGAUGUACCCGAGUGACCAGGUGGCAGACCUGAGGGCGGAGGUGACCCACUGGUACGAGAACCUGCAGAAGGAGCAGCUCAACCAGCAGGCCCAGCUGCAGGAGUUCGGCCAGACCAGCCGCCAGGCAGACUUCCCAGGGGGUCUAAUGGGUCCAGUGAGGAUGAUUUCAUCUGGGCAUGAACUGACCACCGACUACGAUGAGAAGACACUGCACGAGCUUGGCUUCAAGGACAUGCAGAUGGUGUUUGUGUCUCUGGGCGCGCCGCGGCGGGAGCGUAAGGGGGAGGGCGUGCAGCUGCCGGCCUCCUGCCUGCCCCCCCCUCAGAAGGAGCACAUCCCCAUGCUGCUGCUGCUCCAGGAGCCCCACCUCACCACGCUCUUCGACCUGCUGGAGAUGCUCGCCUGCUUCAAGCCGCCCAGCCCCGACCGCGCCCUGGAGAGCGCUGAGAGUGUGCGUUGUGAGGAGCUGCACCUGCACGCUGAGAACCUGUCCCGUCGCGUGUGGGAGCUCCUCAUGCUUCUGCCCACCUGCCCCAACAUGCUGCAGGCCUUCCAGAACAUCUCAGACGACACGGGCUCUGAUGGUCUGUGCUGGAAGGAUCUGCUGAGGAUCAAGAGUCCCCAUAAGCUGCUUUACGCCCUGGAGAUCAUCGAGGCCCUGGGGAAGCCCAACCGCCGCAUCCACAGAGAGUCCACGGGGAGCUACAGUGACCUGUACCCAGACUCCGACGACUCCAGCGAGGACCAGAUUGAAAACAGCAAGAAUACUUGGAGCUGCAAGUUUGUUGCGUCUGGCGGACUGCAGCUGCUGUUGGAGAUUUUCAACUCGGCCAUCUUGGAGCCCAAAGAACAGGAGUCCUGGACUGUGUGGCUGCUGGACUGUCUGGCCUGCCUGCUGAAGCUCAUCUGCCAGUUUGCGGUGGACCCCGCGGACCUGGACCUGGCCUACCACGACGUGUUCGCCUGGGCGGGCCUGAGCGACACGCAGCGCAAGCGCGCCUGGCCCAGCAAAUCCCGCAAGGCUGCCGGAGACCACGUCAAGGGCCUGCACAUCCCACGCCUCACAGAGGUCUUUCUCGGACUUGUCCAGGGUACCAACCUCAUCCAGCGCCUCAUCAAUGUGACGUAUACCUAUGACAACUUGGCUCACAGGGUUCUGAAGGCUCAGUCAGAUCACCGGUCCCGCCAUGAAGUGACCCACUACUCCAUGUGGUUGCUGGUGAGCUGGGCCCACUGCUGCUCCACGGUCAAGUCCAGUCUGGCUGACAGCGACCACCUGCAGGACUGGCUGAAGAAGCUCACACUACUCAUACCCGAGGCUGCAGUGAGGCAUGAGGCGUGUAAUGGUCUAUAUAAGCUCUCUCUCUGUGGGCUGGAGGGGGGCGAAAGCAUCAACAGGUCCUUCCUGCUGCUGGCCGCCUCCACACUGCUCAAGUUCCUGCCCGAUGCUCAGGCCCUCAAGCCACUCAAGGUGGAGGACUAUGAGGAGGAGCCCUUGCUGAGGAUGGGCUGUAAGGAGUACUUCUGGCUGCUGUGCAAACUCAUCGACAACAUCCACGUCAAGGAUGCCAGCCAGACGACUUUGCUUGACCUUGAUGCUCUGGCCAGGCACCUUGCAGACUGCAUUCGCAGUCGUGAGAUCCUGGACCAGCAGGACGGCGCUAUCGAGGACGACGGCCUGACGGGGCUCCUGCGGCUGGCCACCAGCGUGCUCAAGCACAAGCCGCCGUUCAAGUUCUCGCGCGAGGGCCAGGAGUUCCUGCGCGACACGCACGACCUGCUCUUCCUGCUGCCCAGCCUCAAGGACCGCCGGCAGCCCAAGUGCAAGUCUCACGCCGCCCGCGCCGCCGCCUACGACCUGCUGGUGGAGAUGGUCAAGAGCUCGCUGGACAACUACCGGCUGCUGCACAACUGGGUCAUGUCCCAGCACAUGCAGGCCUCUCACGCCCCUUACAAGUGGGACUACUGGCCCCAUGACGACGUGCGGGCGGAGUGCCGUUUCGUGGGCCUCACCAACCUGGGCGCCACCUGCUACCUGGCUUCCACCAUCCAGCAGCUCUACAUGAUCCCCGAGGCCAGGCAGGCAGUCUUCACCGCCAAGUACUCCGAGGAGAUCAAGCACAAGACCACCCUGCUGGAGCUGCAGAAGAUGUUCACCUAUCUCAUGGAGAGUGAGAGGAAGGCGUAUAACCCGCGGCCAUUCUGUAAGACCUACACCAUGGACAAGCAGCCCCUCAACACAGGCGAACAGAAAGACAUGACCGAGUUCUUCACCGACCUCAUCACCAAGAUUGAGGAGAUGUCACAGGACCUGAAAAACACAGUGAAGACCCUUUUUGGCGGGGUCAUCACAAACAAUGUGGUAUCACUGGACUGUGAGCACGUGAGCCAGACGGCUGAGGAGUUCUACACGGUCAGGUGCCAGGUGGCAGACAUGAAGAACAUCUACGAAUCUCUGGAUGAGGUGACCAUCAAGGACACACUGGAGGGGGACAACAUGUACACCUGCUCCCAGUGCGGCAAGAAAGUCAGAGCAGAGAAGAGGGCAUGCUUCAAGAAACUUCCACGCAUCCUGAGCUUCAACACUAUGCGUUACACCUUUAACAUGGUGACCAUGAUGAAGGAGAAGGUCAACACGCACUUCUCCUUCCCCCUGCGCCUGGACAUGACGCCCUACACCGAAGACUUCCUCAUGGCCAAGGGUGACCGGAAGGAAGGUUUCCGUGACGACAGUGAGGCGAAGGCGACGGAGAGCUACGAGUACGACCUGAUUGGCGUGACGGUGCACACGGGGACUGCGGACGGCGGCCAUUACUACAGCUUCAUCAGGGACAUCAUCAACCCCCACGCCUACAAGAACAACAAGUGGUAUCUGUUUAAUGACGCGGAGGUGAAGCCCUUUGACUCGGCCCAGUUGGCGUCUGAGUGUUUUGGCGGCGAGAUGACGACAAAAACGUACGACUCCGUCACUGACAAGUUUAUGGAUUUCUCCUUUGAAAAGACCCAUAGUGCCUAUAUGUUGUUUUAUAAGCGAGUGGAGCCGGAAGAGGAGAAUGGGAAGGACUUUAAUUUUGACGUCUCUCCUGAUCUGCUGGAGUGGAUCUGGCAUGACAACAUGCAGUUUCUCCAGGACAAGAAUAUUUUUGAGCACACUUACUUUGGGUUUAUGUGGCAGCUGUGCAGCAGCAUCCCCAGCACUUUACCGGACCCCAAAGCCAUCUCUCUCAUGACCGCUAAGCUCAGCACAUCGUUUGUGUUGGAGACUUUUAUCCACUCCAAAGAGAAGCCUACUAUGCUGCAGUGGAUUGAGCUUUUGACCAAACAGUUCAACAACAGCCAGGCGGCUUGUGAGUGGUUCCUGGAUCGGAUGGCUGAUGAUAACUGGUGGCCCAUGCAGAUUCUCAUCAAGUGCCCCAAUCAGAUUGUACGGCAGAUGUUCCAGCGGCUUUGUAUCCACGUGAUCCAGAGGCUACGUCCGGUCCACGCUCACCUCUACCUGCAGCCUGGCAUGGAGGACGGUUCGGACGACAUGGACGGGCCAGUGGAGGACAUCGGGAGUCGGUCAUGCGUGACCCGCUUCGUGAAGACGCUGCUGUCCAUCAUGGAGCACGGCGUGAAGCCACACAGCAAGCACCUGACGGAGUACUUCGCCUUCCUCUACGAGUUCGCCAAGAUGGGCGAGGAGGAGAGUCAGUUUCUGCUGUCUCUCCAAGCCAUCUCCAUCAUGGUGCAUUUCUACAUGGGCACCAAGGGCCCUGAGAAUCCUCAGGUGGAGGUGCUGUCGGAGGAGGAAGGAGAGGAGGAGGAUGAGGAAGAGGACAUCUUGUCCCUUGCUGAGGAGAAGUAUCGCCCAGCCGCACUGGAGAAGAUGAUCGCGCUCAUCGCCCUCCUGGUGGAGCAGUCACGCUCUGAGAGGCACCUGACUCUGUCUCAGAGUGACAUGGCUGCUCUGACGGGAGGAAAAGGCUUCCCCUUCCUCUUCCAGCACAUCCGCGACGGCAUCAACAUCCGCCAGACCUGUAACCUCAUCUUCAGCUUGUGCCGCUACAACAACCGCCUCGCUGAACACAUUGUCUCUAUGCUCUUCACAUCCAUCGCCAAGCUCACCCCAGAGGCGGCGAACCCUUUCUUUAAGCUGUUGACGAUGCUGAUGGAGUUUGCUGGAGGUCCCCCUGGCAUGCCAUCCUUCGCCUCCUACAUUUUGCAGAGGAUCUGGGAGGUGAUUGAGUACAACCCCUCUCAGUGUCUGGACUGGCUGGCAGUGCAGACGCCGCGGAACAAGAUGGCCCACAGCUGGGUGCUGCAGAACAUGGAGAACUGGGUGGAACGGUUCCUGCUGGCCCAUAACUACCCACGCGUCCGCACAUCGGCGGCGUACCUGCUGGUCUCGCUCAUCCCCAGCAACUCCUUCCGGCAGAUGUUCCGCACCACGCGCUCGCUGCACAUCCCCACGCGAGACCUGCCGCUCAGCCCCGACACCACGGUGGUGCUGCACCAGGUCUACAACCUGCUGCUGGGCCUGCUGGGCCGGGCCAAGCUGUACGUGGACGUGGCCGUGCACGGAACCACCAAGCUGGUGCAGUACUUCAGCUUCCUCACCUACUGCCUCCUCUCCAAGACCGAGAAGCUCAUGUUCUCCGGCUACUUCAUGGACCUGUGGAACCUCUUCCAGCCCAAACUGUCUGAGCCCGCCAUCGCCACCAACCACAACAAGCAGGCCCUGCUCUCCUUCUGGUACAACGCCUGCGUGGACUGCCCCGAGAACGUGCGCCUGAUCGUGCAGAACCCGGCCGUCACCAAGAACAUCGCCUUCAACUACAUCCUGGCCGACCACGACGACCAGGAGGUGGUGCUGUUCAACCGCGGCAUGCUGCCCGCCUACUACGGCAUCCUGCGCCUGUGCUGCGAGCUCUCCGCCGCCUUCACGCGCCAGCUGGCCUCCCACCAGAACAUCCAGUGGGCCUUCAAGAACCUCACGCCGCACGCCAGCCAGUACCCCGGGGCGGUGGAGGAGUUGUUUAAUCUGAUGCAGCUGUUUGUGGCCCAGCGGCCGGACAUGCGGGAGGAGGAGCUGGAGGACAUCAAGCAGUUCAAGAAGACCACCAUCAGCUGCUACCUGCGCUGCCUGGACGGACGCUCCUGUUGGACUACACUCAUCAGUGCCUUCCGUGUGCUGCUGGAGAACGAUGAGGACCGACUGCUAGUGGUCUUUAACAGAGGACUCAUCCUCAUGACUGAGUCCUUUAACACACUGCACAUGAUGUACCAUGAGGCCACGGCGUGUCACGUGACUGGAGACCUGGUGGAGCUGCUCUCCAUCUUCCUGUCCGUGCUGAAGGCCACCAGGCCUUACCUGCAGCGCAAAGAUGUGAAACAGGCUCUGAUCCAGUGGCAAGAGAGGAUCGAUUUCGCCCACAAGCUCCUGACCCUCCUUAACUCCUACAGCCCCCCUGAGCUCCGCAAUGCCUGCCUGGACGUGCUGAAGGAGCUGGUGCUCCUGAGUCCCCAUGACUUCCUCCACACCCUCGUCCCCUUCCUGCAGCACAACCACUGCACCUAUCACCACAGCAAUAUCCCCAUGUCCUUUGGGCCGUAUCUGCCCUGCAGAGAGAACAUGAAGCUGCUGGGUGGCAAGAACAACAUCAGACCCCCCCGACCCGAGCUCAACAUGUGCCUAUUGCCCUCUAUGGUGGAAACCAGCAAGGGUAAAGAUGAAGUUUACGACCGGAUGCUUUUGGAAUACUUCCUCUCCUAUCAUCAGUUCAUCCACCUGCUCUGCCGCGUGGCCAUCAACUGUGAGAAGUUCACGGAGACGCUGGUCAAACUGAGUGUGCUGAUUGCUUAUGAAGGGUUACCCCUCCAUCUCGCUCUCUUUCCCAAGCUGUGGGCUGAGCUCGCUCAGUCUCAGUCGUCCCUGGCUAAGACCUGUGUGAAGCUGCUCUGUGAGGACCCUGCGUUUGGGGAGUACAUCAAGUGCAUCCUGGUGGACGAGAGGACCUUCCUCAACAACAACAUGGCCUACUCCUUCCUCACCUGCUUCCUGCACAAGGUGCAGUCCCAGGUGCUGUCCGGCCCGAGCUGCUCCAACCUCAUCAACAUCCUGGUCACCAACCUGCUCAACGAGUACCAUAGCCUGCAGCCCGAGCUGGCCAAUCACAGGCCAGAGAUCAGCAAGACCAGUGGCCUGCUCAAUGCUGACCUGCGGGCGCUGGUGCUGAUGCUGUCGGUGCACACCCCUCAGCAGCUGGAGCCGGCGCUGGGCCCCGCCCUGCAGGAGCUGCUGGCCAAGUGCCGCGCCUGUCUGCAGCACCGCACCGCCCUGGAGCUGGAGGCCAAGGAGCGCAAGAGCAAAGGAGUGGAUGAUGAGGGGGCGACCCCAGUGAAGCGGCGGCGUGUGAGCAGCGGAGAUGACCACCCGGGCGAGGGCACCAGCAGCUCCACCAUGCCCUCCGUCGCCGGCCCCUCCACCGCCGGCCCCUCCACCUCCUCAUUGGCCCCCGGGCCCGAGAUGAAGGCGGAGCCCGGCGAGGGCCCGCCCCGAUCGCCCGCCAGCCCCUCGGACACGGAGACCCGCGACUCGUCGCUCAUCGACCCGGGCACGGAGCACGAACCGCCCUCGCCGGACAGCGCCUCCCCCAAGGAGGAGAAGAUGGAGCCUUCGUCGUCCUCUUCCUCGUCGUCCUCGUCUUCGUCGUCGUCCUCUUCCUCCUCGAUGCCCGAGGGCUUCGGGCAGCAGGAGGAGCCCAUGGUGCAGCAGACGGCAGCAACUGGCCCCAGAACAGUGGAGCGAGGAGGAGGAGGGGGGGAGCAAGAUGAAGAAGGAGAGGAUCAGGAGCAGAGGAGGAAGGACGGGGCGAGGGACGAGGGGGCAAAGGAGGAGAGGGAGGACGGCUGUAAGACUCUGGGAGGCGGUGUUGCUGCGACUACGGCAACUGCUGCGGCAGCAUCGUCCUCCUCAUCCUCUUCCUCCUCCCAUGACGACGCAGCGCUGCUGUUGUCGGGGCCGUCGGAGGCGGUGCUGUGGGGCGGGGGGUGCGGGGGCCCGGCUGACGCGCUGGACACGCUGUACAGGACCGUAGAGGCCACCAUCACCGCCGUGGCCAAGGCAACCGCCUCUGCCAAGGGAGCCCCGCCACAACCUUCUCCGUCGUGAUGACACUUCCUCUGUUCCCCCCCCUCCCACUCGCUUUCCCGCCCAAAACAUGCGGAGUGGACUUGGAGUGGGCGGAGUCCAACAAGGAUGCUCUCAUCUGUCUGCGACGCUCUAAUCACAUUUCAGUUCGCUUCAGUUUGCUUGACUGCCCACACCCCCCACCCAGAAAGGCAGUGGUCUUCAACCUUCUAGUCGUCUUCUGUCUUUUCAUUUGUCCCCACUCUCUCUUUUUCACUCUGUGUGAUUUUUUUUUUUCUUUUUCUUUUCUCCCCAUCCUUGUUUUUAUUUCUUCUUUUCUUGACGGUUUCUGUGUCAUGGACUAAGGCCCCCCCCCAUAGGAGUUUUACUGACGGAGCUCCUGUGUGACCUUGGGUCGCUGAACUCAUCUCUUCGCCAGCGGACAAGGAGAUCGCCGCAACCUUGUGCUCCGUGACUUUUUUUUUUUUUUUUUGGUUGUUGGUUUUGUUUUUUAAAAAGGGGUCAGUAGAGUGCAUGCGUACACGAACGCGAGCGCGCGCAUUUCUAGAGAAACCCAAGGAAAAAAAACUUUAAAACAAGCAAAACGGCUAUCGACAGUAAAACAGAGAAAAGGCAGGGAGAAACAAAGCCAGACCCCGCAGCUGGAGAUUACAUUGCAGACGACGACAACAACAACUCACACGUCUCCUGAAGGGCAAAGUGGCUUUCGUUCUCUUUUUCGUUUGUUUGUUUGUGUUUUUUUUUUUUGUUUAUCUCGUUUAUUUCUCUUCUGAAGUGAUUGAAUUGUCUUUGAGGAUGCUGUAACGUCACGGGGAAAGGUUUACAGUUUUAAGUCUCUUCUUCUCUACUUAAUUUAAUUUUAUUGCAUUUUUAAGGUGUAUAAAUAAAAUGUCCUCCGUGCCAGUUUUUUGUACUUUAUGGAAGAGGCAUAUAAAAAAAAAAAGGUUGCCUUGCUUUUUUCUGUGGUUGAUUGCCCAAGGUGUGUUUACUUGUACAUUUAAAAUGAGAGAAAAAGAACCACAAGAAACUUGAUUCUGUAAAGAAUCUGUUCAAGAUGUUGCCUGGAGGUGUAGAAAGCUAAGAAAGUAUAUAUAUAAAUAUAUAUCUAUAAAUGAUAUGAAAUAUUAUAUGAUAUUGUAUCAUAUGAUAUAUCAUGUAAUAUUAUAUGAUAUUACAGUGCUUUAUUGAACCCAAUGGCUGAGAUAAAGCACUCUCUGUGACAGUUGGAGCUAUAUUUUAUUUACUGACGAAAAAGAGACAUUCCAUAAUCUAUCUCAUGUCAUUAUUACAUUUUCUUUGUGUUUUUUUUUUGUUUUUCCUUCUUUUUUUCUCUUUGUUUUUGAUUUAUUUUAAUAUAGGGUAACUUAAUAAAAUUUUAAUAUGAUUUAACUAUGAACCAA
Messenger RNA from Clupea harengus (Atlantic herring), 13225 nucleotides. It is a transcript of the gene usp34, whose product is annotated as ubiquitin specific peptidase 34. Gene Ontology annotation, molecular function: cysteine-type deubiquitinase activity. Gene Ontology annotation, cellular component: cytosol; nucleus. The record is from RefSeq and is a predicted model, not a curated record. Gene Ontology annotation, biological process: protein deubiquitination. Lineage: Eukaryota; Metazoa; Chordata; Actinopteri; Clupeiformes; Clupeidae.